Molecule: messenger RNA, 516 nt
Organism: Colletotrichum destructivum
Lineage: Eukaryota; Fungi; Ascomycota; Sordariomycetes; Glomerellales; Glomerellaceae
Exons: 2
Coding region: 1-324 (107 amino acids)
Source: RefSeq, a predicted model, not a curated record
AUGCACCCUUCAAGUCACACUGCGAGACACUGGGUGCUUUGCAGCUGUAAAAGCGGCGACGGCCUAGGCGCUGGCCCCUGCCAUCCUGAGUGGUGGGAUUGUUUACCUGGCCAACACCGCAGCAACCAGAAUAAAGAGCGUUAUCGAUUGUCGGCCAAUGGAUUCGCGUCGAUGCAGGCAGCCAUUGAACCUCCCAAACAAAAAACACACCCAGCCCGCAAACCUCUUUACGCGAGUCUCGACGCGCUUUCAGAGGCCACCGCGUUGGAGAGAUUUAAGACCCAAGACUACACCAUCUCUGUCAACAUGGUGAGUUCUUGUUGAUUCUGGACCCUGUACCCUUUCCACGCAACCGACAUCGCGCUUGUCUGCUACGUCACUAUUCUCACCCAGUCCGUUUAUUUGGUGUUGUUUGCCUAAAAUAAGAGUCAUCGUGUGAAUUGACACCCCUGUUCGCCCGUCUCAUUUCCCCUGCAUAGUGGCCGCCCUCACGCUCUCCGUUCACUGCUCUAUCAU